Vollenhovia emeryi is the source of this 2226-nucleotide messenger RNA. RefSeq names its product protein zwilch homolog. NCBI's taxonomy places the organism in Eukaryota, Metazoa, Arthropoda, Insecta, Hymenoptera, Formicidae. Bases 426 to 2096 code for a protein of 556 amino acids. Gene Ontology annotation, cellular component: RZZ complex. The record is from RefSeq and is a predicted model, not a curated record. The transcript is spliced from 12 exons. Gene Ontology annotation, biological process: protein localization to kinetochore; mitotic spindle assembly checkpoint signaling.
CCUCUAAACUGAAUUUCCUUUAGUUUUUCAAGCUGUUUCAGUCACCAAAACCUUAAUUUAUUUGUAAUAUUUUUUGUUAAAACUCGGAGGAAAAAGAAAUUAGAAAUGCUUGCCGACAAUGUUUAAAUGUGACCGCUUCUAAAACUCAAAAUGUCAGCGGUUGUGCGACACGGGGCAAUUUUACUUCAUCGCCUCGUCUCUUCGUGAAACCUCGUCGAUGAUCUCGCGAAUGCGCCAUCUUGAUCUCCACUUAAUUCAAAUCGAGCCGUACGUUUUAAUAAACAUGGAACAUUUGAACGAUAUUUUGCGGCCGCACGUACGAGCCAGCAAAGUUAGGCUGUCAUAUGUGGACGAAUUAUUUCCGGACCUCAAGGAUAAUCCGUAUAUGAUCCUUCACAAAAACUGAUCUGCCUCAGGUAUCUGGCAUGCGAUACCCCUCGGACCACGAGAAGAACAACGGAAGCUUCGACGAGUAUUCGCAGAGACACGACGUCAGCGGUUCGCCCCUGGAGUAUUCGUUCGACGACUGCGAGCUUAACGACACCGUCGUUAUAGCGAGACAGAAUUGGCGGAAGGAAGAGGAGCUGUAUCUGCCGCUGAGCAGAACGGACGCAUGUAACGCACUGAACGCAUGUCUGGAAAAGCUUGACGGUAAUACUUUACCAAUAUUAGCUCUCUGCGAUGGAAAAGAUCCUAAGCUGGCCAGGCUCAUUGGCGCGGUUGUCUCCCGAGAUUGGUUCACCACGCUGGAAGCUGUUUCUACUGGUGCGAUAAGUUUGGCCUCAGUAAGACACGAGUGUCACAAAGUUGUACAGGAACAUCUUAAACAGCCGUUUACACAAAAACACAAUAUUAAAGUAUCUAUGUUCAGUACUAUCGACUUGUUUGGAAUGAAACAAGAAACGAUCGAUUGGGACAAGACCACGAGAAGCGAUUACGAGGGAAGCAUUAACAUCGAGACGCAUUCGGGUAGCUUGGAUUCAAAGCUGUCGAAAAAUACUUUGACAGCUCAAAUAAAUGCCGGAUGGAAGGAUAGCCCGAUGAAAGAACUGAGAGAUCAGUUAUUGUUAUUAGUCCAGUAUUUAUCAGCGAUAGAUGAGUACAGGAAAAAUAUCGGGCUGCAAGACCCGAUAAAAUUCACAACGCCGUAUUCAGAGGAACACAACGUCAUAACUGAAAAAUUGAAUCUUUUGCUGAAUGGAGAUUUCGACUUUCGAAAGUCUGGUAACGUUAAGGAGAGCAAUCGCAUCGACAAGGAAAGUGCUGGAAUUGAUGCGAAAUUGCAGGAACGUGUGCAAAAUGUUUUUCUGAGACACGAUAUGGAUUUUACCGAUUUCUUGUGGGAAAUACUUAUAAAGGCUUCAGCAUAUCCGCAAAUGAUAAACUACGUUGAAACAGUUUUGAUAGAAAUUCUCGAGCAUAAGUUUACACCACAGAUCAACGAUACAAACUCAACGAGAUUCGUGAAGUGUAUUUCCAAUUUGCAUCGUCAAGAAACGACCUCUCAUUUGUUAGUGGGAAGUGUACCGUUAGAACUUGUCGUAGACAUGGGAUUCGAGAAGCUUAUUCGCGAUUACUUACACAUCUUGAGAGGAGCGCGAUUUGUCGAUCUACAUGAGAUUCGGCAGAGACUGAGGGAUAUAUCUUCGGCAACAUUUAACACAGAGAAUUAUAGGAAUAAGUUGAAUAUGUUAGCGCAAAUUCACAUCUGUUUGGAAUGCAUGUUACUUAUUGAAGGGCAUCUGGAAUGUCCGAUUGAGAACUUGCAAAGUCUAUUUGCUUGUGCCUACAAGGAAUUCGUUUCUGCGCAAUCUCCCUUACAGCAUCAUACUGAACUUUGCAGCCAAAUUUUCACCUUCACGAUGUCGCUACCCAACGCGCUAGCUAAUGAGUUAAACAAGAUGAAUCCCUCGGUAUGGAGAGCAUCUGUUUCCUCUCAUUCUGCCGCGUCGAUGCUAACGACUACCACCUAUUAUAACAAAGUGCCUAUUUUUCCAACAAAUAUAUAUCUUACUGAGAGCGAAGAGGAUGUAGAGGAAGAAAUGGUUUACGGUAUAAGCGCAAUAUCGUCUUCGGCGAGACGCAAGAAACUAUGAAACGCAACGCUCUCGAACUUCAGGACACCAAUCGAAAUUUUAGAAUCGGUGUAACUGUGAAUAAACGGGACAUAGUGCGUGGAUGUAAUUGAACGUUUAAUAAUUAAUAAAAUAAAAGUUAUAAAAGCAA